Messenger RNA from Bradysia coprophila, 1011 nucleotides. RefSeq lists its product as uncharacterized. Gene Ontology annotation, molecular function: protein binding. The record is from RefSeq and is a predicted model, not a curated record. Lineage: Eukaryota; Metazoa; Arthropoda; Insecta; Diptera; Sciaridae.
AUGACAUUUAUCACUAGCGGUACGUUUCGAAAUUGCCGGAAUUUGGAAUUUUUAAACCUUUCGGGCAACGAUAUUACUUGGAUUGGACAAAACUCUUUCAGUGGGCUUGAAAAUUUGAGAUUUCUAGGAUUAAGUCAAAAUCGUAUUACUGAAAUACCUGACGUGUGGCCGCCUCGUCUAAGAACCCUUUCGCUGUCGUUUAAUAACAUCAGUGGUGAAGUGAAUGGAAAUGUGUUUACGGGUCUAACUGAUUUGUCAUCGUUGAGCUUGAGAUCUAAUAACAUAAGUGCAAUCGAUUUCAACGGAACGACACUCGACAAUUUGAUGACACUCGAACUGACCAACAAUUCGUUAAACAAGAUUGAGCGACAUACGUUCGGUGCAAUGAAUGGCCUAAGCGAUUUAUUAUUGGAUGAAAAUUUAAUAACAAUAAUUGAGGACAUGGCGUUUGUCGGACUGCCCAGUCUGCGUGUGUUGCGGCUGUCAAACAAUAAGCUGAGAUCAUUAAAUCCUGCAGUAUUUUCCGGAAUCGAUUCUUUGGUUAAUUUGGAAAUUUUUAGCCAAGAAAUCAUCGCCUUUCAAGCUGACACGUUCAUUAAUGCACCAAAUUUACUAUAUCUCGGAAUAGGAGGUGGAUAUGUGACCUCUGUUCAUCAAGAUACGUUCCGGGGUUUGGCCAAUUUAAAUCGGUUGUCUGUAGUGUCCGGCCUAAUUGAAACUUUGCCAACCGGCAUUUUCCAGUCACUUUCAAACGUUACUGAAAUUAUUCUUGCGCAAAACUCUAUUGUGAGAUUGGAGUCAGGAUCAUUUGGAGUGUUACCGUUGUUACAAACAUUAAGAGUCGAAAGUAACAGAAUAGACGUAAUUCAACGGGGAUUCUUUGAAAACUUCCCCAAUCUUCGACAAUUCAAUGCUAGAGGCAAUCGAUGCGUGAAUCAAUUGUUUGAAAAUAUUGAAUUCAAUACGUCCAACGCUUUUGAUCAGUGCUAUGCAAAUUGGGGACAUAUUUAA